AUGAGUCCGGAGAGAACGCCAUUGUUGCCGUUGACCAAACCAAAACCUCACCAAGAGACAGCAAGCGUUUCUUCCAAAGCUGAAGAUCAUAAACUCACCACUUUUGGUGGUGUUUUCAUCCCCACAACGUUAAAUGUGUUGUCGAUCUUGAUGUUUCUUCGAUUCGGCUUCAUACUUGGCCAGAUGGGGAUUCUGGGUUGUCUGUUGCUGCUAGUAAUGAGUUACACAAUCGACUUGCUAACAACUGUUUCCAUUUCUGCAAUUGCAACUAAUGGAACUGUAAGAGGUGGUGGUGCUUAUUAUAUGAUAAGUCGUUCGUUGGGUGUUGAGUUCGGCGGUGCAAUUGGAUUUAUCUUCUUCAUCGGACAAGUUUUGAAUAGUUCACUGAAUGUUGCUGGUUUCAUAGAACCUCUGAUGGUAAAUUUCAACACUGAAUCUGGACUGCUAGGUUCUUUUUUACCUCCUGGAAAAUGGUUCGAAUUUGCCUAUUGCUCGCUCUUCUUGUUAAUCUGUACCUGUGUGGCAUUGAUUGGAUCCAGUUCCGUCUCAAAAGCAGGUACGUUUUUAUGUUUUGCGUUGUUGAUUGCUACCAUCUCUGUACCCGUCUCAACAUUAUUUGUUCAACCUUUUGAGGUGCCAUCAAUGAACUCCUUUUAUUCGGGGCCCUCAUUGACGACCGCAAAGGCUAACAUGUUUCCUCAUUUCACCAAAGGUGCUGCUGGAUCUCAGAUAAAAGGCAGAGAAACAUUUAAUGAUCUUUUUGGAAUUUUUUUUCCAGCUACUGCAGGGAUUUUUGCAGGUGCUUCUAUGAGUGGAGAUUUGAAAAGACCGUCUUAUUCUAUACCAAGGGGCACAUUGUGGGGUCUUGCAAUUACGUUUGUUUGCUAUGCAUCAGUAAUCAUAGCGAUGGGCGUUUCCAUUCCAAGAGAUUUGCUCCACAAAGAUAUUCAGGUCAUUCAAACAGUAAGCAUGUCAAAACCCUUGAUUAUCCUAGGAGAAUUAUCCACUUCACUAUUUUCCGUCAUUGUGGGAAUUGUGGGUGCUGCAAAAGUACUACAAGCUAUUGCCAGAGACAAAAUCUUUCCUGGGAUUUCACUAUUUGCUAAGGGACAUAAGAAAACCGAUGAUCCUACUAUUGGUAUUUUAUUCACAUGGGUCCUGACGCAACUUUUUCUUUUUGCUGAUAUCAAUAGGAUUGCAACGUUUAUUACCAUGGCUUUCCUGAUGACUUUUAUAGUCACCAACAUAGCUUGUUUGUUGUUGAAAAUUGGUUCUGCACCCAAUUUCCGUCCAAGUUUUAAAUACUUCAACACUGCAACUGCCUUUUUUGGCGCUGUUGCUUGCUUUUUGGCUAUGUUCAUUGUUGAUGGUCUAUCUGCAUGUCUGAUUUUGAUCUUUUUACUAUUUCUGAUCCUAUUCAUACAUUAUACAUCACCUCCGAAGCAAUGGGGUGAUGUGUCUCAAUCUCUAAUUUAUCAUCAAGUGAGAAAAUAUUUGCUGAGACUGCGACAGGACAAUGUCAAGUAUUGGAGGCCACAAGUUUUAUUGCUGAUUGACAACCCUAGGACCUCUUGGAACUUAAUUCAAUUUUGUAAUAGCCUGAAAAAAGGAGGCCUCUACAUUUUAGGGCAUGUCAUUAUUACGGAGACUUUCCAAGAUAGAUACAGAGAAUUGAAGCGUCAAAAACUAAAAUGGACCCAAUUUCGUGAUUUUGCAUCCUUGAAAGCUUUUGUUCAAAUCGGUAUAGGUCCUAACUUAGCCUGGGGCGUCAGAAAUGUGUUUCUGGGAUCUGGACUUGGAGGAAUGAAACCGAAUAUUACAGUAUUGGGGUUUUUUGAUCUGAGUACUUAUGCUCAACAACAUCCUGAUGCUUUGAGAACUUCGAGUAAAAGUUAUGAGCGUAAUAACUAUGAGUAUAAUCAUCAACUGCCCGAUCACAUCCAGAGUUUGCCUACUGAUUCGUGCAAAGCUGAGCAGAGAGUCAAUAUAACAGAAUGGGUUAGGAUAAUCGAAGACCUAAUCAUUUUAGAAAGCAAUGUAGCUGUUGCAAAAGGGUUCCCAAGGCUUGAAAUACCCGAAAAGAAUUCACCCGAGAAGUCAUCACAGGAGAAAACCUUCAUUGAUUUGUAUCCCAUCCAAAUGAGCGCUCAAGUCACGAACAAGCAGACUUCUAAAAGUGCUUUAACUACCAACUUCGAUACAUAUACAUUGAUCCUACAGCUCGGAGCCAUUUUGAACACAGUCCCUCAAUGGAAAAGGUCACAUAAAUUGAGAGUAGUAGUGUUUGUUGAAUACCAGGAAGAUGUCGAAGAUGAAAAACAUAGACUAACUCUUCUCUUGGAAGCUUUAAGGAUACAGGCCCAGAUUAAAAUUUUGGUACUAAGUGAUGGUAAAUACAAAGUGUAUGAAUACAUCACCAAAGGUACAAUAACGGACGCAAGGAUUAUGGAAUCAAUUUCAGAAGCGUUGAGUAAAGAUGACUGGUGGAGCUCGGUAUUAGAAGCAAGAAAGCACCGGAGCAUGACCCGUAACCUUGUGGCCCUCAACAAAACCGUUACUAUUCCGUUUUCAAGAAUGACCAAGAGACGGUUGACAAUGUCAAACCUGCAAACUAUGGGUGUCUCAAUGAGCAUGAAAACAAACAAUCUGCCUGGACCAGAAAUUUCCCAAUUAGAAUAUUCAGAUGACGAUGACUACUAUAGUGAAGACGAUAUGUCACUGUAUUCUAACGCUAUACUGCCAAAUGCCUCCACUGUUCCUGAUAUUCCCAAUGGAGCUGGGCCAAAAGGUUUUAACGAGAGCUCUAGAAAUAUGUCGUCUGCAGCCGCUCUCCAUAGGAUGAAAGGCCCUGGCUCAGAAAGUUCAACAGCAAUUCGUAAUCACUCAAAGCCCGACGGAGUCAUGUUGAAGCCUAAACUAUCUAAGUAUGGAUCAACAUCGUCAAUCCAAAGUGGAACAAUCACACCCAAAAAACCUAUCAAGUCUGCAGCGUUCACUGCCAGUAGGAUUCCUGCAGCACAUGUGGUGGAAGAUGCUGAGGGUGAAGAGCCAUCGAUUAUGUUUGUUCCUGAAACUGAAACAAACAAGCCAAAACAACUAGCAGUGAGAGCCCCUACGACCAGACUCAAACCCCCUAGCGUGAAUAGAUCCCAUGACGAUUCUUCAGGAAAGGACACGACUGAAGUCAGCGAGGAAGAUCAGGAAUCUAACUCAGCACAAGAGUUGGAGUUUGAUGAAGAUAUACACUUCUCGUUCAAUGAGAUAACCACAAAAGCUCAACAUUUGAUACUUAAUGAGAUAAUGAAAAAGAUUUCCUUGAAUAGUUCUGUCAUUUUUUCGACCUUACCUACCCCAGAAAUUGGAUGUCAUAAUUCCGAGGCUGAUUCAUUAGAGUACGUACAAAGUUUGGAUGUUUGGUGUGACGGUCUACCUCCCAUUUUGUUGAUUAAUGCCCAGACUAUGACUGUCACCACAGCUUUAUAA
This is a messenger RNA of Komagataella phaffii GS115, 3483 nucleotides long. Its product is annotated as Putative ion transporter, similar to mammalian electroneutral Na(+)-(K+)-C1-cotransporter family. Gene Ontology annotation, biological process: chloride transmembrane transport; potassium ion import across plasma membrane; cell volume homeostasis. Gene Ontology annotation, molecular function: potassium:chloride symporter activity. The record is from RefSeq and is a predicted model, not a curated record. The transcript has a single exon. NCBI's taxonomy places the organism in Eukaryota, Fungi, Ascomycota, Pichiomycetes, Pichiales, Pichiaceae. Bases 1 to 3483 code for a protein of 1160 amino acids. Gene Ontology annotation, cellular component: membrane.